Molecule: messenger RNA, 837 nt
Organism: Aspergillus tubingensis
Lineage: Eukaryota; Fungi; Ascomycota; Eurotiomycetes; Eurotiales; Aspergillaceae
Product: nucleoside 2-deoxyribosyltransferase domain-containing protein
Exons: 1
Coding region: 1-837 (278 amino acids)
Source: RefSeq, a predicted model, not a curated record
AUGUCCAAAUCAUCAUCUCGAUUCACCCCCUCCUUUCGCCUCCACAAACAACGAACAUCUAAUAGUACCUCCCCUUCAACCCAACCCACCCCAGAAACAAUAUCCGAUCCCGAUCCCCAACCCCAACCGCAGACCCAGACCCAAAUCAUGAACCCCAACAUCAACCUCACCAUCGAAACCAUCCACGCCCCCUCUACCACCCCGCCCAAACCAACCAGCAUCACAAUCUUCCUCGCCGGCAGCACUCCCCCUUCACCCACAACCACUAGCAAAGACUCAUCCAAUCCAAUCCGCAUCUCCUCCUUCUCCUCCUCUUCCUCCCGACGAGACCACCACCAACAACCACCCCCAACAUGGCGCGAUACCUUCUCCACCCACCUAGCCCACUACUUCCUCCCAAAGCCACAGCCACAAACACACCCAGACAACACCAACACCAACACCAAUACUACCCCCCAAACCAUCCACCUAACAAUCCUCGACCCCUUCCGUCCAGACUGGGACAGUUCGUGGCGCGAAGACCCAUCUUUCCCGCCGUUCAAGGAACAGGUCUCGUGGGAGAUGGAGCAGCGGGAACGGGCUGAUAUCGUGCUUUUUCACUUUGAUCCUGCGAGUAUGGCGCCGAUCAGUUUGUUGGAGUUGGGGUUAUGUAUGCGGGAGCCUGGCAAGGUGGUGGUUGUUUGUCCCAGGGGGUAUUGGAAGAGUGGGAAUGUGAGGUUGGUUUGUGAGAGGUUUGGGGUGCAGGUGGUGGAGGGGUUGGAGGAGGGGGUGGGGGUUGUGGGGGAGUUUGUUGAGAGAAUUAGGGUUGGGAAGGAGAGGGAGAGGGAGGGUUGUUGA